This is a messenger RNA of Lobosporangium transversale, 1860 nucleotides long. RefSeq lists its product as hypothetical. The record is from RefSeq and is a predicted model, not a curated record. The coding region runs from base 1 to 1860 and encodes 619 amino acids. The transcript is spliced from 5 exons. NCBI's taxonomy places the organism in Eukaryota, Fungi, Mortierellomycota, Mortierellomycetes, Mortierellales, Mortierellaceae.
AUGGAUGCUUUGGAGAACGAUAUGAGCACCUUCGAGAGAAAUUCUCGGAGUGGGGUAUGGACUCGUCCUCAAGUCAUGAGGCGCAUCCAGAAGGGUCUUCGAGAAUCAGCUGGCAACAUGCGAUCCUUUCCACACCGUAGACGGAAGUUUGAGGCUUACGACGUGGACAAUGUUAUCAAAGUACUAAACCUGCCAUCACACGAACAUCUGGUGUUAUUCUGUGCCAUCGCAGACAAUGAUUACUCAAGGAACCUCGAGACGUUGGACCCGAUUAAUAAUCUUCGAUUAGUUCGAGAGGUUGCGUGGAACAAGAACUACAAUAAAAUGCUUCAAGAUUACCUUAGGGAAGCUAAUAAGAUGUUGGGAAGGAAUGCAGCCUCUGAAGAAGGCCGUUUCAGAGUAGCUCUCCGUAUUUUUACUUCCGGCCAUCAAACGUCGGCCCAAGCGUUACCAUCGAACAAUGAGUUCGAUAACUUCAAGCAGCGUCUACUCAAUGGAAAGGAUCUUCGCAAUAGAAUGGCUCAGCAAAGGCGAGCGCAGCGCCGCAGAACAGGCGCACCAUCAUUCUAUAUAGCGGAAGGGUCACAUAGAAACCAGUUCCGGCCCAUCUUUUCUGACAAGCCGAGCAUAUUGAAUGGGCGCACAGUUGAUAUCAGUAACUGCCGUCAGCACGAUAGGCGAGGCCUUAAGCAUCCACCACGUCGGAGAAAGGCAAAAAAGAAGCAACAGAAAAAACAAAAGCGGAAGCACAAAGGCAAGAAGCCCCACAGGGCUAAAAAAGAAGGUGCACCAAUUAGGAACUUGAAGGAUGCUACGAAGGUUGAUCACAGCUACAGUAGUAAGCACCCUAUCAAGGCCUUAACAAUUGGGUCCCUCAAGGCUUCCAUGGCAAGGAAAGGCGGACUGGACGCAGAUGAAAGGGAUAAUAUUGCAAGCCAGAUCCGAGGGGCAGUUGUUGUCCUCAACCGACUACGCCGCUAUGCAUACUGGGCGAUUGCCUUGGACAUUGAGAGGAUCAUGCGGUUACUAGGGGCAGCAAGGUCGAGGAAAAAGGCACUGGACGAGGUCUUGGAUAGCACUGGCUAUUCCUUCCGUCUUGCCACCCUUCUUUUAAGUGGUCAAGGUGGCCCCAAUUCAGCUUACAGCAUCAGAGCUACUAAUGGGCCAAGUACAGACAUCAUUAAAGCAGCACUACAGGAGCGCAAUGUUGACAUCCUCUGGGUGAACGAAGAUACCAAGCGGCUGCUGGAGCGUAUUCUGCCUCUCAACAAUCCUUCCAAGACUGCAAUGCUUGAGUGUAUACAGGGAACAAAAGGGGUUUUGAUACAGGCUCUCUUUUGUGACAUUGGAGGUGAUCGCAUGGUUCAUGGAUAUCGAGACAAAGUAUCCCUACAGUCACAGGACAAAGAUAUAACUCGGUUCAAACUCAAAGGAACGAUUCCUACCAACAGUCUUGUUCUGAAUCUACAGCUUUCUCAAGGAUUCCUCAACACGACGUGUUCAAAGGCAGCCGAUGAAGACCUGACAGAUGAAGACUACGCAAACAUAAACUGGAAGAGGAGCUCCAAACUGCUUGAAAAUGUUGAGCUCACAUUCAACGAGCCAGAGCGAUGCCCAUCCGCAAACACCACAACUAUCGUCGGAUGCGAUCCUGGUAUUGUUAACGUCCUUACGUUUUCCUCCCUGGAUCCUCACAACCCUAACUUGCGGCAAACGGUAAAGGUGAGAAGCAGGUUCUUGUACCUCCCCGUCCUCCGUUUCAAUCACCUGUUGAACAAAAGGAAGCGUGAAAAAGGAAUGAUUGAGGUUGAGAGCGCCAUCCCUGUGUUUGGAAGGGAUACGUACAAUGAGUACUUUUAA